Molecule: messenger RNA, 1273 nt
Organism: Mytilus trossulus (common blue mussel)
Lineage: Eukaryota; Metazoa; Mollusca; Bivalvia; Mytilida; Mytilidae
Product: platelet glycoprotein Ib alpha chain-like
Exons: 2
Coding region: 171-866 (231 amino acids)
Source: RefSeq, a predicted model, not a curated record
UGUUAAUAGCGAAUUUCUUGAUAUUUUAGUUUGGUUUUUCUUUGCCAUUGUUGUCCCGGCCUACUACCUUGAGCCUCCCCCAGAUUGCGCCAAAGGGCAUUACAAUCGUCGGGUUAAUAUACCACAACACAAAACACAACAAAUCACAACACAAUAUAUGGUAGAGGACUAUGUUCAACAAUAGCAAAAAACCACUGAAACAAGGUAAAACACCAGCAAAUUACCAUCAGGAAAUUCAAUGCGAUAUUGAAUCAGCCUUCGACAAUUUAGAUCUUUUCACAAAAAAACCAGACAACGUUAUAAGCUUCAAACCGGAUCACCCACCAUCGUAUCCAGUUGAUGAUAACGACACCACUAUACCAUACGUUGAAGACCAGCCUUUCUUUCAAUCAUCGCCUAUUCAUUCUAACAACUUUCUUUCGUCGUGGACAGGACAACCCACUUUGCCAUCCAGUAUCACUCCAUUAAGACCAUCAAUUGUACGCCGGCCAUCUAUUCCAUCAACGCUUGCUAAAAAACCGGCACCUACCACAACUUUACUUCAAACGCCACAACAUUUUUCAUCAUUGUAUCCUACUCUACCAAUUUUAGCUACAACAUCCACAACAUCACAAAUUCCUUCAACAGUAACUGCUACAACAUCCACAACAGUUCCAGUAACUACAGCUGCAGGACCAGGGACAGUAGCAUUAACAUUAGCAGGACCAGGAGCAGUAGCAGGACCAGGACCAGGACCAGGAACAGGAGCAGUAGCAGGAUCAGGAUCAGCAGCAACAGCCCAUUUCCAAGGCAUGUCAAGAUUUGGAUUUGUGACUUUGCGAUUUUUUGCUUUUUGUCUUACUUUUGUCAACGUCAAACGCAGAUGAACAGAGAAUAAAUUAUGGAAUAAUAUUUGAAAAUCAACCUAAUAUUGACUUUGCUACUGAUUAUUGGACACAUAUUUAUGAAAUCCCAAUGUAUUUGAAUAUAGAACAUAAGUUGGUCAUUAAAUGUCCAAAACAAGCAGGUCGUCAAUGUCAAUCGUAUAACAAAAUUGCUUCACAAGUAAAUUAUAUAAGAGAAUAUAUGAAUGCACAAAUACAAGACACGAAAUCAUUAAUAGACAAAUUGGUACCAAGACUAAAUAUCACUUUAAUUGGCAAAUCAAAGCGAGCAUUAAUCCCAUUUGUAGGAAGCAUUGUAGGGGGAUUGUUCGGUUUAGUAACUGAAGAAUCUAUGAAAAAAAUAGUUUCCCAUAUAAAUACCUUAACAUCUGAAAACAAUAAAAUUUCAA